This is a messenger RNA of Glossina fuscipes, 2079 nucleotides long. RefSeq names its product SET and MYND domain-containing protein 4 (gene Smyd4-3). The transcript has 7 exons. Lineage: Eukaryota; Metazoa; Arthropoda; Insecta; Diptera; Glossinidae. Bases 100 to 2079 code for a protein of 659 amino acids. Gene Ontology annotation, molecular function: protein binding. The record is from RefSeq and is a predicted model, not a curated record.
AGUCUACCUAAUGUUCUUUUGCUGAAAAGUUCAUUUGCGCUUGCAUAAGUUAACUGAAAGGAAAAAAGAAGAGAGAAGAAAAAAAAGAAAGCAACAAAAAUGAGUUUAAAUAGAAAUGAUGGAUUCUUUACGGCCUAUUAUUUGAAUUUGAAAAAUACUUUAAAAGACUUUGAUCUUGAAGUUGAAAACAUCAAACAUUGUAAUAAUGAUUUGGAACGUAUCGGAUAUUUGAAUCGUUUAUCGGGCCUGCAAGAACACGAUCACGCACUUAACGUGCGACGAUCGUAUGAAGGCAAAAACGCUGACGUGGCAGCUGAUUUCAAAGAAAAAGGCAACAUGGCCUUUAAAGCAAAACAAUGGCUGGAAGCUAUGAUCCUCUAUAGCAAAAGCUACAUAGCUUUGCCGGCAGACAAAGUUCUCGAAAAAUCCAUUAUAUUGGCAAAUCGGUCGGCUGCUUUGUAUCACCUGGACAAAUAUGAUGAAGCAUUAAUUGAUGUCAAACGUUCACUUGAUUACGGCUACCCGAAGGAUAUGCUCUACAAGCUGUAUGAACGUCAAGCCAAAUGUUUCCUGGCCAAAAGAAAUUAUCCAAAUAGCAUAACUUAUUUCAAAAAAUUUUUAACCGCAAUGGAUGACGCUACGUUGGAUGAAGGUAGACGAUCCAAAAUGAAUUUGGAUGCGAUGACGAUGAUGAAAAUGCUAGAAAAGGAUCCGCAAACUGCCAAACAGGCGGAAUAUCAAAAGAAAAACGGUUUCACUGCUGAGUCUGUGCCUUCCUUGGCUAUUCGAGAUGAAAAAGAAUUAUUAAGUCCGGCAGUGAAAUUCGAUGAAAACGCAAACGAAGGACGCUUCGCUAAAGCGGCGACCGAUAUAAAAGUAGCCGAGGAGAUUCUAAUAGAAAGGCCUUUUGUGGCUGUGCUACUGGAAAAAUUCUCUAAAACUCAUUGCGAACAUUGCUUUAUACGCUCUCCCAUACCCGUGACAUGUCCCUCGUGCGCUGAUGUCAUUUAUUGCUCGGAAAAAUGCUUGAGCCGAGCUGCCAAGUCUUAUCACAAAUAUGAAUGCGGUUUAUUGCCAACGAUUUGGCAAUCAGGAGCUUCAAUCAAUUGUCACAUGGCAUUAAGGAUCUUGGCUAGCCAAGACAAGGAUAACUUGCUUAAGAUUGCGAAAAAUAUUGAUCAAAAGCUUUCUCUAGAGGAGAUCCUAAAACUUCCCAAAACCAAUUACCUUCGCGUUGCUCACUUAGUUCGCCAUGAAAGUACACGUACCGCCUCCAAUUGGUUUCAACAUGCUCUGAUGGCUCGCUUUCUUAGCAAAUGUCUACAAGAGUCGGGUUACCUGGAUGAGCAAUGCCAAUCGGAAGAUUUUGUAACGAUUACAUCUUUGCUCCUGCGUACAUUACAAUUUUUACAAUUCAAUACUCACGAAGUGGCUGAAUUGCAUAAAUCGGAAAGAGACGGAAGCGAGAGAACUGCUUUUAUUGGCGGCGCUCUUUACCCGACCUUGGCACUUUUUAAUCACUCUUGCGAUCCGGGCGUAGUCAGAUAUUUCCGCGGUACCACAAUACACAUAAAUACCGUGAAACCAAUUGAAGCCGGUUUACCAAUUUCCGAAAAUUACGGACCAAUUUACACGCAAGAAAUGCGAGAAGAAAGGCAAACAAAACUCAGAGAUCUGUACCGGUUUGAUUGUUCUUGUGAUGCCUGCCUGGAGAAUUGGCCCACGUUUGACAUGCUACCGACGGACGUUAUACGUUUUCGUUGCGAUGCUCCGAAUAAAUGUAAUGCAAUAAUUGAGAUAUCAUCCGCUUGCAAUGAUUUUAUGGUUAAAUGUGUAACGUGCGGUGAAAUGACCAACAUAUUCAAGGGCCUGAAAGUGAUGCAGGACACAGAAUCAAUGACACGCACGGCCAAACAUUACUACGAAGCUGGCGAAUACUCAAAGGCUCUAAACAAAUUUAUCGAUUUAUUGAAGAUCAUGCAUGAAGUGCUCGCCCCGCCUUUUCCAGAUUUCUGUCAAUGCCAACAAUAUCUUAAAGAUUGCCUCUUACACUUUGGUAAUUUCUACAAUUUAAAUUAA